Galdieria sulphuraria is the source of this 950-nucleotide messenger RNA. RefSeq names its product ATP-dependent Lon protease. Bases 27 to 926 code for a protein of 299 amino acids. The transcript has 2 exons. The record is from RefSeq and is a predicted model, not a curated record. Lineage: Eukaryota; Rhodophyta; Bangiophyceae; Galdieriales; Galdieriaceae.
CAGUCUGAUUCAACUUAAUUCUUGAAAUGUACAGGACCACGAAUUUUGUUUGUCCUUGGCUCUGCUCGUUUCAGAGGAGUUUCUGUACAGGAAAGGGUGUUUUUGUAUCUCAUAGUGCCAGUAGUAAAAGAAAGAAGUUGUUUUAUUUGCGCAAAAGUCGAAGUUUUUUUAUUGUAAAGCUUGCAUGCUCUAGUAUUGGAGACGUAGAGUAUAUUCCUUUGACUCCAGCACCCAGCAAUGUUACAGAACAGGAACCGGCCCUUGGAAACAGGGUACUCCCCUUGUUUCCUUUAUCUUUAGUUGUGCAGCCGGAUGCCACGAUACCUCUCCAUAUUUUCGAAAUGCGAUACCGUUUGUUGUUUAAUCGCAUUAAAGAAGGGGACAAAUUGUUUGGUAUAGUUUUAUAUAACAAAAACAACGAUAGUGUUGCUCGAUAUGGUUGUUUAAUGGAACUUAUUCGAUUUGAACCUUUACCGGAUGGCAGGAUGUUAACCGUGAACGUGGGAAAGGAACGUUUCCGUGUGAAUCAUAUUAUUAAAGACAAACCAUUUAUCACUGCUUCAGUGGUUACUGUAGAAGAUAUAGACUGUGACGAUACCAUUUUUUCUCUAGGAGAGGCUGUGUGGACAGAUUUGAACCAAGUUCUUUCAUUAUCGAACAAAUUAUAUGGAAAGAAUGUUUGUCUUAGUGAAGAGUUACGACGGCUAGCACCGAAUCCAGAGAGCAGAGAUCGACAUCGUCUGAUUAUGUUUUCUUAUAGAGUUAGUCAAGUAUUGGACAUUCCUGUACAGGAUCAACAGUUGUUGUUGCAAACGCAAAGCACGAAGGAUCGUUUCCAACAUCAAUUAGAGUUGUUGGAACAUGCGAGAAAGUUUUUAGCAGCUCAACUGGCUAUCAAUGAUGCUUUGGACAGGCGAAAUUUUUAAUGAUUUAUUUCGAUACUUGGGAUC